AUGUCAUCGCCUUCCAGCUUAGAGAAGGGCAAAGGCGGGCUGCCAGAAGGCCCACCCCGCAUGCGGAUCACUGAUCCAUUCUGGCAGCCUCGCAUCAAAGGGAUUAUCAGGAACAUUUUUGCGUUCACAUUCAUCGUGAUUUUGCUGUUGGUGCUGGCCGACAUGUCAUAUCUGUCUGGUUCUGCAUUCCAUGAACGCGAUCGGAUCCAUGCACUCAAGGUCCUCGUCGUCGACAACGAUGGGGGUGAUAUAGGCCAGGCUGUCAAGGGCGCUUACUCCGGCAUGAAAUCCAACGAAUUUGUGUCUUUGGAAUGGGCCGACCCGAUCAAUAGUUACCGGAGCGAGCAAGCCGCGAGGGACGCGGUGUGCAAGGGCCAAUACUGGGGGGCAGUCUAUAUUGACUCGGGUGCUUCGAAGCGACUAAGCUCUGCCAUCAACAGCACAAGCGCUGCAAGUACUGGUGCUGCGGCGUACAAUGCCUCAAAUUCCGUCACUUAUGUGUACAACGCCGUCCGCUGGCCUACCAUCGCCAGCUUGAUCUCUGCGAAUUUGCAAGCGCUUGUCGUUGCCAGUCGAAGUGCCUAUUAUCACACCCCCGGUGGCGCCAGGGCUGUUCAACAGCUCAACAGUAGCAACUCCGCCGCAGUUGCUGCCUAUGUCAACCCAAUUUUGGCAGCCCCAGACAUUAUACAACCUACCAAUCAGGGCAGCGCCGGGUUCUUCACGACGGUCAAUAUGUUGAUCCCACAGCUCGUUGCCGUAUUUAUCAAUAUCAUCCUGAACAUGUCCAUGAUGACGGAAAACAUUUUCAGGUCUAUGCGCAAACGGGACAUCUGGCUUAUUCGAUUCGUCACUGGCAAAAUUUACGCCAUUUUCGCCGGUCUGGCCGUCGCAGGUUACAUCUGGGCCUUCAAAGAGGACUGGGAUGUCAACGCGGGGCAGUUUUUCGAGACUUGGCUGGUUUACAUUCUUUUCCUCGAUAUCAAUUGGCAAGUCUAUGACGUGCUGCUGGGCUCGUGGAUCCCUCUCGCGUGGAUCUCCCUCUUCAUAAUCACCUGGAUCUUGAUGAACCUGGCCAGUGUCGACCUUCCAAUGGAGCUCCAGGCCGGAUGGUACAGAGUGGGAUGGGCUUUUCCGGCACACAGUACCUGGCUGCUGCUAGUGCAAAUAUGGAGCGGCUGUGCAAAUCGUGAAUACCAGGCUCUCCCAAUCUUGUUCGCGUGGUGGGUCGUCGGCCAUGCUAUGACGCCAUUCAGUACGCGAAAGAGAUGCGCGGACGCUCAGAAGCCUGGUGCUAACGCAUUUGCGAGCUCUGAGGACCCUGUCGAAGUCACUGUAAUACCAGAACCCAGGACGACAGGUUUGGAAGACCCUCAGAGGCCGAGGGAAGAGAGCCAUGAGGGAAGCAUUCCCGUCCCUGAGAAUCCACGAGCUACCAGGCCCGUGUGA
Molecule: messenger RNA, 1449 nt
Organism: Diaporthe amygdali
Lineage: Eukaryota; Fungi; Ascomycota; Sordariomycetes; Diaporthales; Diaporthaceae
Exons: 1
Coding region: 1-1449 (482 amino acids)
Cellular component (GO): membrane
Source: RefSeq, a predicted model, not a curated record